AUGGAACUGAGCAAGCAGGAGGAAUAUACCUAUAUAUAUAAAGAUCUCUCUCAUCCCAUGGAGUUCUUAGAUGCAUUCAGAACAUUCUACCUUGAAGGUUUAUUCACUGAUAUUACUCUACAGUGUGCAGCGGGUGUGACUUUCCAUUGCCAUAAAGCUGUGUUAGCUGCUUGCAGCAACUAUUUCAAAGCCAUGUUCACCUCUGACAUGAAAGAAAAGUCAAAAAACCAGAUCAAACUUUCUGGGCUCAGUCCCACAGUACUGGAACCCUUGGUGAUUUAUACAUACACGUCAGAGAUCCAAAUAACAAAGAGAAACGUUCAAAGCCUCCUCCAAGCUGCAGAUCUCCUUCAGUUUACUUCAGUCAAAAAAGCCUGUGAGCAGUUUCUGAUAAGGCACUUAGACAUUGACAACUGCCUAGGGAUGCACUCCUUUGCAGAAUAUCAUGUCUGUUCAGAGCUAGAGAAGGAAUCUAGAAGGAUAUUAUUAUCUAGAUUUGACGAAGUCUGGAGGCAGGAAGAAUUUCUGGAAAUCAGCAGUGAGAAACUCCAGUUUAUUCUCUCCAGAAAGAAUCUUGGCAUUUGGAAAGAAGAGGCAGCAGUAGAGUCCAUUAUUAAGUGGAUAGCCUAUGAUGUUGACAAAAGAACUGAGUACAUUUACGAUCUCCUGAGCUGUCUUGAAAUAGCUUUAGAUGAAAUGUAUUUGAGAUCAGCCCUAAGCUUGCACAAGAAAUGUCGGCUGAAUGAAAACAAGAUCAGGUCUCUAAUACACAAUGCACUAAGUCUCAAUCCAAAAGUAACUUGUGCACGGUCUACAGCCGUUAUGUAUGUGAUUGGAGGGUAUUACUGGCAUCCUUUAUCUGAGGUGCAUGUUUGGGAUCCAGUAACCAAUGCUUGGAUCCAAGGAGCAGAUAUGCCAGACCACGCAAGGGAAAGUUAUGCAGUUACUAGUCUGGGACCCAGCAUUUAUGUGACAGGGGGCUAUCGGACAGACAAUAUAGAAGCUCUUGAUAUAAUGUGGAUAUACAACUGUGAAGCUGAUGAAUGGACUGAAGGCUGCCCUAUGCUUAAUGCAAGGUAUUACCACUGUGCAGUUACCUUGAAUGGCUGUAUCUAUGCUUUAGGCGGUUACAGAAAAGGGGCUCCAGCUGAAGAAGCAGAAUUAUAUGAUCCUUUAAAAAAGAAAUGGUUCCCUAUUGCAAACAUGAUUAAAGGGGUUGGAAAUGCCACAGCCUGUGUCCUGAAUGAAGUAAUCUAUGUCACUGGAGGUCAUUAUGGCUAUCGGGGAAGCUGCACUUAUGACAAAGUUCAAAGCUAUCACUCUGAUAUUAAUGAAUGGAACAUAAUUACCACCAGUCCAUAUCCAGAAUAUGGAUUGUGUUCUAUUGCAUUGGAAAAUGAUCUAUAUCUUGUGGGUGGUCAAACUACAAUCACCAAUUGCUAUGAUCCAGAGCAAAAAGUGUGGAAACAGAAGGCUGAUAUGAUAGAACGAAGGAUGGAAUGUGGUGCAGUUGUCAUAAAUGGAUGCAUCUAUGUAACGGGGGGCUAUUCCUCUUCCAAAGGAUCAUAUUUGCAGAACAUUGAGAAAUAUGAUCCUGAAUGCAAUACAUGGGAAAUUGUGGGCAAUCUUCCCAGUGCUAUGCGUUCACAUGGUUGUGUCUGUGUAUACAAUGUGUAAGAGUAGAAUACUACUUCUGGGACAAGAAACUUAUUAUAUAGGGGAGCAUAGCACUGCAGGAAGAUGACCUACCAGGUACACCAGACUUUUCCUAUGGAAGAAACAUGCCUUCCAAUAACUAGGUAACAC
This is a messenger RNA of Elgaria multicarinata webbii, 1806 nucleotides long. RefSeq names its product kelch like family member 23 (gene KLHL23). Lineage: Eukaryota; Metazoa; Chordata; Lepidosauria; Squamata; Anguidae. The transcript has 3 exons. The coding region runs from base 1 to 1677 and encodes 558 amino acids. The record is from RefSeq and is a predicted model, not a curated record. Gene Ontology annotation, molecular function: protein binding.